Panonychus citri (citrus red mite) is the source of this 1320-nucleotide messenger RNA. RefSeq names its product putative enoyl-CoA hydratase/isomerase YngF. The annotation marks the transcript as partial. The transcript has 2 exons. Gene Ontology annotation, molecular function: catalytic activity. The record is from RefSeq and is a predicted model, not a curated record. NCBI's taxonomy places the organism in Eukaryota, Metazoa, Arthropoda, Arachnida, Trombidiformes, Tetranychidae.
AACCCAUGUGAAAAUCAGCUGAUCAAAAUUAAGAGCGUCUUUUUUAUUUGCUUGGUUGUAAUCGGUAAAGUUAAAUUGAUUUGGGUUUCGUUUUUGUCAUCAAUUAAUUGGGAUCAUGUUUACGGCGGUUUUAAGCGUAUUGGUGGUUGUUAUCGACCCUUUUCUCGUUCAGUUUGGACCGAUCAAGGUGAUCCUAUUAAUGUAAUCAAAGAAGAUGGUAUUUUUAUGAUUGAACUUAAUCGUCCCUCUAAACGUAAUUGUAUUAAUACACCGAUGGCUGAGAAAUUAAUUGCUGCUAUUGAUGAGUUUGAAGGUGAUGAUGAAUCAAAAGUUGGUAUAAUUUAUGGUAAAGGUGGUAAUUUUUGUGCCGGUUUUGAUUUGAAUGAACUGGCCUCAGAUUCAUCAAUUAACUCUCGUCAAAGAAUUGGCCUUGAUAAAUGGAUGAUCUCUAAGCCCAUGAUCGCGGCAAUUGAAGGUUACGCUGUUGCGGGCGGACUUGAAUUAGCCUUGGCCUGUGAUUUCAGAGCCUGUGAAGAAGAUUCUUUCUUAGGCUUUUACAAUCGACGAUUUGGAAUACCCCUUCUAGAUGGUGGAACAGUACGAUUAUCACGAAUUAUUGGUCUAUCUCGUGCUCUUGAUUUAAUUCUAAAUGGUAAAAAAAUCAGUGCUCACGAAGCAUUAAACAUGGGCCUAGUGAACGAAAUUUGUGCCGUUGGAUCGGUUUUGGGUAAAGCGAUUUCAAUGGCUUCCUGUUUACGUAAAUUUGAUCAAAAUGCUCUACUAGCUGAUCGUAAAUCCAUUUACACUUCAACCUUUCAAUCCAGUGAGAAUAUGGAAGAAGCCUUGAAAUUUGAAUAUAGUAAUGGUUCACCGAUAAUGUCAGAAAAUGGAGCUAAAGGAGCUAAACUUUUCCUCGAAGAGGGAAUCGGACGUCAUGGUGCCACAGCAAUUCACAGUCAAGAUGAAAUUAUGGCCCAACAUAAACCAGAAAUUUUCUAGAUAAAAACUAAAUUUUCCCCCUUUAGGACCGUGAGUAUUUUUCGUUGCAACAGAAACAAACUAAUAUCUUUCAACCCCUCAAGGUGAUUAACUAACAGCAUGAUACCUUAACUAAUACCACACCCAUUGAGAAAAUCAUUUAUUUAAUGAAUCGAUUCGACUAAUUUAACCAGAAGCUAAAACAAUCUAAUUUUCCCCUCUUCUUGAAAAAAAAGGUUUCACUUUAUAAUAACAAUUACGUUGAUGAUCAAAAUUGUAUUGUUGUUAUUUAAUCGCAUUAUAAAUUGUUAUUAUUAUUGUACAAUCCAGGUAAUCUUUUUU